AUGGCAUCGCUCGCUGAAGCUCAAAACGAUGGCAUUGUCAUCGGCCUCCGCUCAGUCUCAGGCGUCCAUCCCCGCCGUGAGAUUGACUACCUCGUCAAGAAUGAGCCCGACAUGUUCAAUCUAUUCUUGCUCGCUAUCGAAAGCCUUCAGCGCGAUGAAACCAAGAUGGGAUUCUUCCAAGUAUGCGGUAUCCACGGCCUCCCAAAGCGCGAUUGGGAUGAAGUCAGAGGCGAUAAGCCCCAACGCGGCGGCUACUGCACGCACAACUCGAUCCUCUUCCCGACCUGGCACCGGCCAUACCUGGCCAUGUUCGAGCAAACCAUCUACAACACCAUGGAGCGCAUCGCAGCGCAGUUCAAGGACCCCAAGUACCGCGAGGCGGCCAAGCGCUUCCGGCUACCCUACUGGGACUACCUGCACGCGCGCGAGGAGAAGCAGACAGUGUUUCCCGGCGUCUUCCGGGGCCGCAAGACGUCGUUUCCCUACGACUUCCGGCUGCCGCUGGUGCUGAAGGCCGACAAGCUGAUGGUGUGCCGGCCCGGUGCCACCGAGACGACGCUGGUCCCGAUGGCCAACCCGCUCAAGACGUUCGUGUUCCCGCAGACGGGCAGCGUGGCGCCCGAGGAGUGGGCGGUGCUGGAGCAGCAGGUCGAGGAGGAGGGCGGCGGCUACCACCUGUCGCGGCGGCGCACGGCGCGGCACCCGCGGCCCGGCCAGAGCGGCGAGCAGGAGGACUACGACGAGCUGGACGCCGCGCUGAACAAGGACCGCGAGCCUGAGGUGCAGACGCUGCUGGAUCUCAUCGAGCUGCAGCCGUAUGCUGACUAUCGAAACUUUGCUACGUCGGUGCCGGCCAGCGGUAGUGACCAGGAGGCCCCGCCGAGCGGCUCGCUGGAGAGCUGGCAUGGCGCGUACCAUGUCUUGGUUGGCGGAGCUGGGCACAUGUCGAGAGUGCCGGUGGCUGCGUUCGAUCCCGUAUUCUGGUUCCAUCACUGCAACAUCGACCGUGUUCUAGCCAUCUGGCAGGCGCUGCACGACGACUACAUUAGCAACACGUCCACCGGAGGCCAGCCCAAUGCUCACUCAAACCUGUAUCCAUUCCGCAGGGAGAAGCAGGAGGCGGGCAGCCCCCAGCGCUUCUGGAACAGCGCCGACUCCCGAGACAUCGGAACCUUCGGCUACACCUACCCGGAACUCAUGGGCAAGUUCGAGCACCAGGGACUCCUCAAGCGCAUCGACGCCAACUACCGCUGGAGCUUGCAGCGCCAGUCGCGACCGGGCGGUGUGGCUACCCCGGCCCCGCCUGAGGAGAUGAAGCCCGUCGACGUGCGAAACGCCCAAGUCUUCAGGUACAAGGAGGCGAAGGGACCCGAGGCCAUCAUUUCUCCGCCGGUGCAGGCCGCCCACUUGGUCCAGCAGAAGGUGCUGGAGGUGAAGGACCAGGCCGUGAGCGCCGUCAGGGGCAACCCGGGAAGCGCUGAUGACGCGUUGCCGUCCUUUGACCGCGGAAACGAGAUUUUGGCGAACGAGCCGGAGGGUACCAGGCUGGUGUUGCAGUGGUAUAUCGAUUCCGAAGUGAACAAGGACGCCCUGGACGGCGCCUUCUCCAUAUACUUUUUCGUCGGCCCCACCGCCGCCGCCGACGUCGACGACGACGAAGGUUCCAGCCCGCUCACCUGGCCCGCCGAGCCCACGCUCGCCGGCAUCACGCACGUCUUCGCCGCGCCCAAGGACGCGUGCGACAACUGCGCCCUGCAGUCCGACGAGGGCCUGCGCGUCACCGGCACCACGACCAUCACGCCGAUCUUGCUCGAUUACGUCGAGGACGGCCAGCUGCCCAGCAUCGCGCCGCCCGACGUGGUGCCGUUCUUGAGGAAGAAUUUGAUUUGGAGGGUUGCUGAUGUCAACCAACGUAAGACGGACCCGGCCGAUGUGCCGGGUGGCUUGAAGAUCAGCGUCAGUGCCACCAUCUCGGUGCUGCGUCCGGGAGAGGCUAUUCCCGAGUUCCGCGAGCCGCUCCUCUUCCACGAGAUCACUGAUUCUGGCGAGGCUUAA
Molecule: messenger RNA, 2055 nt
Organism: Lasiodiplodia theobromae
Lineage: Eukaryota; Fungi; Ascomycota; Dothideomycetes; Botryosphaeriales; Botryosphaeriaceae
Product: Tyrosinase
Exons: 6
Coding region: 1-2055 (684 amino acids)
Molecular function (GO): oxidoreductase activity
Source: RefSeq, a predicted model, not a curated record